AUGAACAUUGUUAAGGGUGUGGCCGAUCUCAUCCGAAGGACAUCCAGUGGUCAAACUGGAGAGUCCACUCAGGGGUCAUCAGCUGAGAGAUUUUCUCCUCCUUCUCCAAAGAUCUGCUUCAGCGAAGUAGGUGAUGAGGCAGUUUUACAUAUGCUUUGGGAGAAAUACAAGAAUGCUGUUGAUAAGGUCACAAAGAAGAAGUGUUUUCAUGUCUUCCUCAAGCAAUUUCUAAUGGUAUUUGAGAAAUGGGAACCUGCUAAUGCUAGCCGGUGGCCGGAGGCUGCAUCAACAACCGUGCCUCCUGUGGAGAAUCCAUUGCGGACUGAUGAUAUAAUUGUUGGCUGCUCUGCUGGACACCCUGCAGAAAUCAUUUUUGUGUUGACUGAAGAGAUCACUGUGGUGCACUCCAGAGUGGACUUGCCAGGGGAUUCCACAAGUUUGAGUAUCACUUCGGAAGGGCUGCCAGUAUUGAAUGCUUUAACAAUAAUCACUCGUUCACUACAUAAUUGCAGAGUUUUUGGAUACUAUGGUGGGAUUCAAAAGCUAACUGCAUUAAUGAAAGGGGCUGUUGUCCAACUCAAAUCAAUAACAAGUGCACUAUCUGGCGAUGAGAAUCUAUCUAACAUUUUUCUAGAUAAGACCAGACUUUUGCAACAAAUACUUGUGUAUGUGGUGUCCAUAACAUGCGGUUUCAUUGAUUUAAAUACAAAUUUAUAUGAGAAAGCACAGUUGUUCAGCAGCUCUGCAGAGUUUUCUGCCCCAAGUUGGGGUGCAUCUUCCAAUGAUUCUUCUAGUAGCAUGAAGGUUCCUACUGAAACAGGGCUAUGUUGGCAUCAGAGGGCAGUUGUGUCAGUGAUGGAAGCUGGUGGUCUUAAUUGGUUAGUAGUUGAGCAACUUAUGGGGCAGGGUGUCGAAUCUCAGAGCUUUUUGGUUGGGAAGGGCGAGGAUUACAAGAUUCUUUGGAUUUAUUGCUAUUACAGUGGAAUGGAGUCUGUAGAUGGAGAGGAAUCAUUAUCUGAAAAUCCACGUGGUCAAAACCAUUUUAAAAGCAUCGGAGGGCUUGAAGUUCUGUUGGAUGGACUAGGACUUCCAUCAAUUAAUGUGCUAUUGUUGAGGAAUGCCUCUCAUUUUGGUGAAAAGAGUCAAAUGUGUUCUCCACUUCGCCUAAACAAUGCCGAAGCAGAACAGUAUAAAGAAGUUAAAGGCCAUACACUGUGGGUGGGGAUCGUUGGAACUUCUAUUGAUCGUUUCUUUGCUCUAAUGUCUGAAGUGGUUAUGAUUUUUGUUAAUUUCACUGCUAAAGCAUUCUUGCUGCUUGCAUUGGCAGUAUUUCACUUACAAAACUAUGGUUUCAAGACUGUUAGAAGUUUAGCAGUAUUGCUGCUUGCUGUAAUUGGCAACGGCAAGCCAUCAGAUGCUGUUUUGCCGAUUUAG
Dovyalis caffra is the source of this 1434-nucleotide messenger RNA. The record is from the annotation of a GenBank genome assembly. Lineage: Eukaryota; Viridiplantae; Streptophyta; Magnoliopsida; Malpighiales; Salicaceae.